AUGCCAUAUAUAAUAUCCAGCGCCGCGGCUGUUCGAGACACUGCCAGAAUGAAGCGCUUCAAAAGAGACAAGUACCUAACCAAGUCGUUAUUAGCCGGCGGCGCCGCGGCGGGCGAGACCAGCAGCCCCGACGACAACCAAGAUGCCCUGAAUAAGAACCAGAUACGCCGGGCUCAGGUCCGCCGGGCCCAGAUUCAGCACCGCCAGCGCAAGGCAAACUACGUCAAGCAGCUGGAAAUGGACAUUUCCCAGCUCCGCGAGCUCAUCACCCAGGCCCAGCACGACACCACCGCCCUCAGGCGCGAAAACGACGACAUUGUCGCCAUCCUCGGCCAAAACGGCAUCCCAAGCCCCCCGGGUCUCUCCUACGGCACGGCAUCGCCGGGCGCAGUUACCGUGUUGUCGCCCGACGCGCCGCCGUUGCAGCAGCAGCAGCUUAACACGCCCGCGUAUCCCCUCAUCAACGACAGCAGCACCACCGAGCUGCUUCUUCCCGGCAGCCUGGCCAUGGACGAAGAGCUCAUUGUCACGCUGAGCUCAAACAAGCUCAUGGGCACACCGGCGUUUAGCGUCAACCCCAGCUCCGCCAGCAGCAGCAGCAGCUUCUACGACGAGCCCGUUUCGACAAACUGGUCACAAGGCCAGAUUCAACUCUCACCCACCCAAGAGCUCACCGUCAUCAACUUUAUCCUCGCCUUGGAACACGUCUGCUGGGACCAUUUCUGGCUCGGCGACUGCCACAACCACAGCGCCCAGACGGAAGAGGUCAAGGGCCACACGCUCAUGGCCUCGUCCUACCUCAUGGCCUCGGCCCCCGAGUCCGUCUACGACGAGCGCACCGCCCUCACCAGCCGCUUCCGCAGCUCGCCGGCCCUGCAGUGGCCCGCCCCCGCCGUCACCCUCGACUCGCUCCACGGCCUCGCCCAGUCCCUCAACCCGGGCGGCGUCGACGAGGUCGCCCCCGUCCAGGCCUGGUUCGAGCUUGCCGUCCGCUACCCCAUUGACGUGCUGCUGCGGCCCGCCAUCCUCGAAGCCCUCAAGCGCGAGUUUAAAGGCGUCGUCCGCUGCGUCGCGUUUGGCGCCGCCAUGGAGCGCGGCGCCUUUGAGAGCAUUGUUUUGCGCGUCCUGGGGCCGGGUGUCAUUGCUCCUACAUUGUUGCCUUAG
Beauveria bassiana ARSEF 2860 is the source of this 1164-nucleotide messenger RNA. Its product is annotated as BZIP-type transcription factor. The record is from RefSeq and is a predicted model, not a curated record. Gene Ontology annotation, molecular function: transcription cis-regulatory region binding; DNA-binding transcription activator activity, RNA polymerase II-specific. NCBI's taxonomy places the organism in Eukaryota, Fungi, Ascomycota, Sordariomycetes, Hypocreales, Cordycipitaceae. Gene Ontology annotation, cellular component: RNA polymerase II transcription regulator complex. The transcript has 2 exons. The coding region runs from base 1 to 1164 and encodes 387 amino acids.